This is a messenger RNA of Drosophila bipectinata, 1764 nucleotides long. RefSeq names its product endoplasmic reticulum lectin 1. Lineage: Eukaryota; Metazoa; Arthropoda; Insecta; Diptera; Drosophilidae. Gene Ontology annotation, cellular component: endoplasmic reticulum lumen. Gene Ontology annotation, biological process: retrograde protein transport, ER to cytosol; endoplasmic reticulum unfolded protein response. The record is from RefSeq and is a predicted model, not a curated record.
GCCACACCUAACAUAUGUUCACUAUUUUUAGAAGAAAACAACACGUAGCUCAUGAUUUUAAUUUAUUUUGCUUGAUUGUCAUGAAAAUAAUCGAGUAAAGAGUUUGUAAUAAAGAUCAAGGAAAAUGAGGAGCUUCAAUGUAGGAGUACCAGAAGUUACGCUUCUGUUGGCUAUAAUAGCAGCAGCGGGGUCCCAUGAGGCCAAGGAUUUUGACGACUCGAUUUUGUACAAGAUUGAUUUUGAAGUGCCGGAGCUGAUUGGACAACCAGAUCUGGGAAACCAGCUGAGGACUUUUUACACUUCAGAUAAGGAGAAGUAUGAAUGCUUGAUCCCAAGCUUGGAGCGCCCGAAGGAGGAGUCGAAGUCCGACAAGCCGGAAUUGUCUCCCCUUAGCCUGCUGCAGCCCAUUUUCUCAGCUCUAACCUGCUCGUAUCGCAUUGAAGCCUACUGGUCCUACGAGAUUUGCCAUGGACAUCAUGUGCGCCAGUACCAUGAGGAACGCGAGGGCAAGAACGUUAAGUUCCAAGAGUACUACUUAGGAAAGUGGGGUGAGGAGAAGACAGAACAACUAACCAAGGCUUUGGAGGCAAAUGUUAAAGAAGGAAUCAAGCCCAAGUACAAGACCCUAAGAAUCGACAAUACCCGAUAUCCUUACUUCGAGAUGGAGUUCAGCGACGGAACAAUGUGUGAUAUUAUUGAUGCUCCUCGUACAACAAUGGUACGCUAUGUGUGCUAUCCCCACGGCAAGGACGAUAUCUACUCCUUCAAGGAGAUUUCAUCGUGCAACUACGAGGCCAUUAUUCUUACUUCUGCACUUUGUGCCAUUCCCGGCUUCCAUGCCGAGGAGUCAAAGGAACUAUCCAUAAAAUGUUUCAACUCUGAAACAGAACCACAUAAGCCACUAAGCUUAUUGCGCGCUGAGUUGAGCGAGUGGGCCGAGUCCGAAUCGGAUCUCUUGGUCUCCAAAGAAAAGGACAGUAAACCCUCCCAGAAACUGUGGCCACAAGAACAAGUUACCGUUAAAUAUAGUGGCGACGUAGAUAAAAUAAUACUGGACCUGAUGAGUAACGGCGAAAUUGAGGUAGACAGUGAUUUGCACCAGUUCCUGUUGUCCCGUGCCGCCACUGGAGCAAUUCCCACGCCUCUAAAUGAUUUGACGCCCAUUCAGGAAUUCAUCUCGGGCAAGAAUUGCUUAACCGGGGGAAACGGUUGGUGGAAGUACGAGUUCUGCUACGGGAGACACGUUCGUCAGUUUCACAAAGAAAAAACAAGCGAAGUGGAGAUGUUCUUAGGCUAUUUCUCUGAAGAUGAUCACCGCGAGUGGGCCGCUUCAAAUCCCGAAAAAGGAGCACGACGACCGGGCUUCUCCUCCUCCAUCUGGCAUCAUUACGGAAAGGGCACCCACUGCGAUCGCACUGGAUUGCCCCGGGAAGUAGAUGUGAAGUUAACCUGCACACCAGUCACAACGAGUGGCACGGCAGUUUCCAUGUAUCUGCUGGAGCCAAAAACUUGUCAGUACAUCCUGGUGGUGGAGUCGCCGACUAUCUGUGAUCUCAUGCAUUACGCUGAUUCCCACGGUCUGGUCAAACCCGAGAACCUAAAUAAGGUCCCCGUCAGUGGUAAUGAAUCGCCAGCCACUCCGGCUCCGACACUGCCCACCAAAGGACGUACGGCCAGUUUGGAGGAGGAGAUUCGUUCCUAGACACUCUCGUAUUCCAAUUGUAGUGAAUUAAUUCUAAAAAUAAAUGUAAUUUUUAAAAUAUA